UGAAGUCCAUUUCUUCAACGAACAUAUUUGAUAUUUCUUUCUUCUUCCUCCUCAUCUUUCAGGGUUGCUCUUCCUUUGCUCCGCCACUUCCUCCACCGUGCUCUGUUUUCUUUCUCAUUUCUCAUCUUUUAAGAAGUGUUGGUCGUUUAUGUGCAGUUGUUACUUUGUUCGUUCUCGUUUUGUUAUUUUUUAUGGCUACUGCACCGAUAAAGUCUCAGCCUUUACACAACUUCAACUUUCCGUUUCUUAAAUGGGGGGCCCACGGAGGUGGUAGUUCAUCCGCUGCCACCGCCGAUCACAGCCGUUCUCCUGAAUCCGACUCGGACCAUGACCGCCUUCGUCCGACGCGUGUCGGGUCACGCUCCACCCGCAUUCACCGCUCAUCCUUUCCUCCCCCACCGAAACCCAUCAAACAAAGCCACCGCGAAGAAGAACAACAACAGCAGCGAGAAGAGGAGUCAUCAAAGCCGCGAGAAAAUGAAGCUGAAGAAGAUGAGGAGGAGACUGUGCAGAGACCAUGGAAUUUGAGACCUAGAAAAGUGGUGAUGGAGACGUCGGCGGCGGUAGUGACAUCGGCGGCGGAAAAGACGAGUGAAACGGUGGGUCCGAAGUCGAUGAGAUUAAGGGGUUUCGCUGAAAAUGGGGGAGUUGCAGAAAAGAAAGAAAAAAGGAAGUUCUGGAUAGCUUUAUCAAAGGAAGAGAUUGAGGAAGACAUCUUUGUUAUAACAGGAUCAAGACCUGCAAGAAGGCCCAAGAAAAGGCCAAAGAAUAUUCAGAAACAGCUUGAUAAUGUUUUCCCUGGGUUAUGGUUGGUUGGUACGACGGCUGAUGCUUACCGUAUUGCUGAUGCUCCUGUUAAGAAAUAGAUCUAUUGUUAGAUGCAAAACAGAUUACAAAAUAUGAAAGGGGAUGGAUAGAACUUGCAAAUCUGGGAGCUUUGUAGGGGUUUGGCACAUUUGAGACCUCAAUUUUUUUGAGGUAUAAUGAAAAUAUGACGUUUGUAAAGGAAAAGUAUGAGAAGAUAUUUAAUUUCUUAUAUGUGUUGUGCAAAGGGAAGAGUAGGGUUAGAGUUUUAGUUUAAGACACCAAAUAUGAACAGCAAUAUGGAUGAAAUAGAGAGAGUUUCUUUCAAAGCUUUUGAUUUCGCUAUGCCAAAUAAGUAUUCCGAUUCUGGGAUGUUGGGUUUUGUAGAUUUUCUAAUUUGUUGAUUGCUUACGAUGUUUGACAGGCUUCCCUACAUCGGUGGGGGGCAGAGUUUCAAGCUGUGUAGUUAAUUUGCAAUCCGUAAUCGGAUGCUUAACUUUAAUAUUGAAGGUACUGCAUUCUUCCUUUUAUCUGGAAGAGCGCCUUCCUCUA
Messenger RNA from Gossypium raimondii (Peruvian cotton), 1356 nucleotides. RefSeq lists its product as uncharacterized. Bases 192 to 866 code for a protein of 224 amino acids. NCBI's taxonomy places the organism in Eukaryota, Viridiplantae, Streptophyta, Magnoliopsida, Malvales, Malvaceae. The record is from RefSeq and is a predicted model, not a curated record. The transcript is spliced from 4 exons.